AGGCUUAUUGAGUCUCUUAUUAUACAUAAUAUAUUGGAAAAAUAUGGUGAUGAUCCUGAGACUAUCAGAGGAUUCAAAAGCAAGGAGGACAAUAAUUUGAUAGACAUUGUGGGUGAAGCACUCCUCUUUUUUUGCUUAGCCUUUGGCUUCUCAUCAAUUUAUCCAUCAUUAUUAUCACUAACAUCAUGA
Molecule: messenger RNA, 189 nt
Organism: Guyanagaster necrorhizus
Lineage: Eukaryota; Fungi; Basidiomycota; Agaricomycetes; Agaricales; Physalacriaceae
Exons: 1
Source: RefSeq, a predicted model, not a curated record